AUGCCAUCCGACCUUUACGCCUCAGUCGGCGGCGGUGGCCUCAAGCUGAAGGGCGCCAAGGUCGGCAAGCCGAAAAAGAAGAAGAAGGAGAAGACCGACCUCGAGAAGAAUCUCUCCGGCGGCGAGUCCUCCACAGCCGUCGCACGGCGCAACCCCGCGACCGAAGAGGAGAAUGCCGACGAGAAGAAGAAGGGGAAGAAAGACGACGACGAGCACGCCGAAGAUACCGAGGAGCACGAGGAAGAGUCGGGGAGUCGCAAGACGGAAGCAGAGAGGCGGUUCGAGGAGAGGAAGCGCAAGAGACUACUCGAAAUGUCAGGGAAGUCUGGAAGGCCAGAACUAAUGAAGACGCACAAGGAGCGUGUCGAGGAGCUGAACACGUACCUGUCCAAGUUGAGCGAGCAUCACGACAUGCCCAAGAUCGGGCCGGGCUAG
Molecule: messenger RNA, 435 nt
Organism: Verticillium nonalfalfae
Lineage: Eukaryota; Fungi; Ascomycota; Sordariomycetes; Glomerellales; Plectosphaerellaceae
Exons: 2
Coding region: 1-435 (144 amino acids)
Cellular component (GO): nucleolus
Source: RefSeq, a predicted model, not a curated record